GAAAAAAGUGAUCAUUUCUAGAUAAGAAAUGUCGUUAUCAAAAAGUUUACCAAAGGGACAAGUUCAAAUACCUUGUGAGUUAUGCGAAGUAUGUUUUCAAAUACAGUGGAAGUGUCUUGACUGUAAGCUGUUUAUGUGCAGUAAAUGCAAGGAAAGGAUCCAUCCUAAAAUAAAACUUGCUGACAAGCACAAAAUAGUGACAUUAAAAGACAUAACCUCGGAUGAUUUGGAAGCCAAACCUGACUUGACAUCCAUAAGCUGCAUUGUUCAUGACGGAAAAUUAUGCUGUCUUUACUGUAAGGAUUGUGAAGAUGCCAUUUGUUCAUUGUGUGUUACAAAAACACAUACCACGCACAACAUGAUCGAAUUGAGUGAGGGAUAUAAUAUGUGCAUUGAAAAAAAUAAAAGCUACUCGGAAAUGAUUAACAAAACAAUUGAAACAUUUAAUAUUGAUUUAUCAAAACUGAAAACCAUUGAGUUAUCAGAAAUAACUAGAUAUCAAGAUGGGAAAAAGAAGGUCAUGAUGCAGGAACGAUAUCUGAUCAAUUCAAUUCAAAGUCAAUCACAAAUACUAAGCAAUGAAUUUGAAAAACAUUGGAAUAUUUUCCAAGAUGUUAUCAGUAAAGAGGAAACCACUUUAGAACAUAAUGUUGCACAAACUAAAACAAGACGCAAAAUAUUUGAUGCUGCUGCUAGUUCAUCAGACGCAAAUGAAGCAUUCAGAGCUGCAAGAGAAGGGAAACAAAUGAUAAACGAGGAAAGUGUACGAAGCUAUAUUGAUAUACAACGCCCGCCAACUUUUGUUCCCCACUUAGUUUCGUCAACAACAAUAACAUCAGUUCAUGGAUCGCUAGAGUUUCAGGAUAGACACAAAAGACCUGAAGUUGUGGUUAUAAAAAUACAUCCAAACAAAAUCAGAGCUGCUCACUGUUUGAAAAGCGAUUAUGAAGACUUCGUGAGUAAUUUUGUCCUUCGUUUAUGUGUCCAUACAUGUACAACUGACGAUAAACCGUCUGUCGAUGUUGUUUUGAAACCAAAUGGAAAAGUUCAUUGCUUUAAUUUGGAAGAUAAAUUGGAGUUCGAAGAGAAAAGAUCUGAUAUUUUCACCAACUGGUACUAUUUUGAAAACAUCUGGAAAAUACUUUUUGAAAAGCAGGACGAAUUAACCAAGGAUACUUUGUUGACAGAAUCAAGGAAUGAUGUUGGAGGUACAUCAAAGAAAAUGAAAGCAUUGGAUGUGUAUGCAGCUGUCAUUAGUUACAUAAACAAAACUUGUUUUAAAUGUAUGUUACAUAGAAAAAAAUUCUAUAUGGACGAUAUUUUUUUGGUGCUAACCGUUCCGCAUAUUUGUGGAACUCAGGUAGAACAGUUCAUACGCGAUGCUGCAACAAAGGCAAACUUUUCAAACGAACAGUUUACUAUUACUACAGAACCGGAUGCUCUCGCUGUAUAUUGUGAAUACAUGUACGGAAAUCUACAACGUGAAGGGCGCGGUACACACCGAGAUAUAGGUUGUAAAUAUUUGAUCUUUGAUGAAGGAGAUGGAACGACGGAUAUUACAGUGCACGAAGUGACAUGGCCAAGAAUUGUGAAGGAAAUAUACCGCGGCACUCGCUGGCAAAGGAACUCAAUAAUUGUUGAAGAGUUUUGUUCUUUUUUAAAUCAGUUGUUUGGCUUUGAUGUUAUAAGUAUUCUAAAAGAGCAGAAAAAUAUUGACUAUAUUGAAUUUGUACGCCGUUUUGAAAUGAGAAUAGAAAGUUUUAGCCAAAAUUCAACUCGGAUUGUUUAUGUAUGGAUUCCAGUUGUUCAUUUGCAACCGUUAACGACCGUACCUUUAGAAGAGCUUAUACGAAAAUCAAGUUACAACAAAAAUGUAGGUCUUUUGAGUGAUAAAUUAAGAAUCACUGCGUCUUUCUUCAGAUCAUUCUUUGAGAGUGGAAUAAGAUAUGCUUCAGGAAUACUGGAUUCAUUUAUUCCAGCAAUCAACAAGGAAAUUACGAGGGUAUUUGUUGUUCAUGAUUGUUCAUUGUCACCUAUCCUAACAGAUGUUAUUAAACAAAAACUUGGACCUACAGUUGAUGUUAUUAUUCUAAAAUCAAACACUGCAGUGAUGGAGGGUGCAUCCUUGUGUGGCUUUCAGUAAUACCAUUUUACAACUUGCAAUGUAUCUUUAAAAAUUAGACAACAAAUUAGUAUUAAUUGUCAUAUAAAGCCUGACUGAUUAUUGAUCAAAACGUUUGUAUGUACGUUUAAUAGUUUGACAACAGUCCUGUUCUAAUGUAUUUGCACCUGAGAAAAUCAUUACACAAAGCAUGUGCAAAAUGUCAAUCCUUUAAGAAUUUAGUUCUGAAUAGUUUAAUUUCUUUAAUUAUUGUAUUUUUGCAAGACGGUCUUAUUUUCGUUUUUUAAGAUAACAUUAUUCAUUGUAUGUCUUUUAAGCAAAAAUUUAAUUAGAACAUUAAUUUCUUCUUUUUAGGGCAUAAUUACAAAUGGAAUAAAAGAAUUACAAAAUGCAGGAUGAGACUCUUUCGAGUUGCAAGUUGUAUGGACGAGUUUGAUAUUCAGGGACAGUCAACUAUUUAAACGGGAGUAAUAUUGUUUUGAAAUAGUUACUAUAUAGUGAAUUGUGUUGUUAGCGAUCUAUGGCAAACAUUUUUUGUCGAAUUUUCAUGAAUUAAGUUAUUUGAACAAACAAAAAUUUUUAGAUUUAUAACUCUGCACAUGCAAAAUUUUUGCGUUAUCGGGAAAAAGUGAACGCUUUUCUUCUAUGGUAAAUGCAAAAAGAGUCAAAGUAUUCAAUAAAAACUGAAGUGUUUGAAGCUACCAUUCUUUUGAAAGCAUUUCACUCAAACUGAUCAAUUACAACCUGACUGUCCCAUCGCGGUUCGGUUUUUUUUAUUUAAUUGCCUCAUACUGUCGUUAAACAAUGAGGAAGGUAUGUUUUUUUAAAGAUAUCGUAUCAAUAGUCACUAUACUUAGUACAUAUUUUAGUUUGAUUGAGAAAAAAGAAAUGGAUACUAUAUAUGUUCCAAGAAAAGCGCUGAUCUUUUUUAUUAAAACGAAGAGGUAUAACUGGUGAUGAUCUAAAUACUGUAAAUUCUGAAAUGAUUGCAAGAUUUUUAUUAAUGCGAAUAAUGCGACUCCUUGAGUGUCUCAAUAAAAAAUAAUCCACAUUCUGAUAUUUGAUACAUCUAUCUGUAUGUAGCUUUUCCUAAAAUUGCAUUAAUUAAACUCUCAUUCUUGUUCAUUCCUAAAAAUAAAUCACAAUAAUAAAUGCACGCAAAAAUAUUUGAAUUUACAGUAUGCAUUUCUAUAAAUGAAAAGUUAAGAGUACCCAUGAUCAUACAUCCUGUCGAUACUGUUUACUUUUUUUGCCAUUGUACAAAGUCAUGGGGUUAUCAGACUGUAUAUGACGUCCUAACACCAAAUCCAUUGGAUGUAUAUUUGUUGAUACUUUAGUCUGGGAAACAUUAUUUAUUUAUCAGUUGGUUUUAAUUGGCUUUCCACUAGCUUUCAGGAACAGAGAGUACUCUUACAUUGGUGAUUUGUGUCUAUUGUUUUUAUAUUAGUUGAUUUCAUUUGUGCUUCGUACCGUUUUACUGAGUUUUGUCAUUUGCAAUUGAUUUUUACAGUGUGUGCUUAUCAUGGGCUGUAACAUCCCAGGCCCAGUUUCUACAUGUAUCGUAGGGAAAAACCGAAGGAGUCCGAACAUCUGACAAAAAUUCUUAAACCUGACAUGACUACAUCAUUGAUUUUGGGUACUUAGUAUUAACUUUUGAUGAAGGCAAUAAUUGUAUAUGAUUCCAAUAUAAUGUUAAAAUUACCAAAGAUAGCUGUCAGAAUACUAUUGCAUACGUUUUCUUUUGCUCAUCUUUGGGUCUUUUAUUUUUAAAUUUGGAUAAAUUUUGAACAGGGAAUAAAUUAGCGCAAGUAAGUGUUGACAUAUAAGUAUAACUAAAACAUUGUUUUCUUGGACAGCAUUGUUAAACGAGUUGCCAAAUGCCAAAUAUAAUUUGUGUUUAUUUUUCAUAACAAUUCAAAAAAUUAUAUAUAGAACAAUAUAUGUUUACUCUUAUACUAAUCAUUCUUACAACCAUGAACUUGUAUUCACUUUUUUGUUUUUCCACUCAUUUUAUGUUUUUUUACGAUGAAAAGCUCUUUAAAAAUUUUACUGUAGAUAUAAUAGUGUGCUCUCAAUAAAUAAUAUUAUUAUU
This is a messenger RNA of Mytilus californianus (California mussel), 4214 nucleotides long. RefSeq names its product heat shock 70 kDa protein 12A-like. Gene Ontology annotation, molecular function: zinc ion binding. Lineage: Eukaryota; Metazoa; Mollusca; Bivalvia; Mytilida; Mytilidae. Bases 29 to 2143 code for a protein of 704 amino acids. The record is from RefSeq and is a predicted model, not a curated record. The transcript has 5 exons.